This is a messenger RNA of Paramuricea clavata, 373 nucleotides long. NCBI's taxonomy places the organism in Eukaryota, Metazoa, Cnidaria, Anthozoa, Malacalcyonacea, Plexauridae. The record is from the annotation of a GenBank genome assembly.
AUGCUUAUUAACAAAAACAGGAAAUUGGAGAGUGAACUUGAUAAUAAGAAAGUGACCCUAGAGCAGGUGAAGCUUGACAAUGAACUAAUUCAAAAGACAUUUGAUAUGAAACAGAAUGUCUGGAUAAAAGCGAAAUCUUCAAACCAUUGUAACCAAGUGCCUGUUCCUGACUCUCCACAACAGGGACUCUCCACCUUUAAUCAUUUUGAUGCAUUGACUGUUGAAGAUGACGACAUACCAGUCAAUACCUCGGACAGUGGCUCAGAUAGUGGCUUUCAAGGGCAAAUUAAAAAUUACCGUAAUUCACAGUCAUCUAAGUUUGUCAAAAAAUUGCGAAAAACAGAUCAAAAUACAUCAAGUGUUGAUAGCCAUA